Molecule: messenger RNA, 1514 nt
Organism: Oppiella nova
Lineage: Eukaryota; Metazoa; Arthropoda; Arachnida; Sarcoptiformes; Oppiidae
Source: the annotation of a GenBank genome assembly
AUGUAUCGCAGUGUCAAUGCAUUUGAACUGCAAUUCAAAGCACAUCUCAUUGCAGACCACGUGUUAAGACACCCAUUGAGUGGUCGACCCAUCGCUCGGCACUUAUGGGGCAAAAGUAAGCCGAAAGGAGGGGACGGGAGGGACGCCGCCAUCCCCNCGCAAUUCAAAGCACAUCUCAUUGCAGACCACGUGUUAAGACACCCAUUGAGUGGUCGACCCAUCGCUCGGCACUUAUGGGGCAAAAGUAAGCCGAAAGGAGGGGACGGGAGGGACGCCGCCAUCCCCGGUGUCAGGGCUAAGGACGUGACACUCGCGAGCAGACUCUUCGAGGAGAUCCCGGACCGACAUAAGGAGCACUUCCUGCAAGUGGUGGACAACUUCGAGAACCAUAAGCACGUCCGGAGACAGGGAUACGUGGAGUUCAUCAGCGCUGCCCUCCCGUACCUCAAGGAGUACGGCGUUCACAGGGAUCUCGAGGUCUAUAAGGCGCUGAUGAAUGUCUUCCCAAAGGGACGCUUCAGACCCGACAACAUGUUCAGCGCCGGCUUCUUCAACCAUCCCAUGGAGCAGAGGACAGCCGUUGAGAUACUCUGCGCUAUGGAGACCAAUGGCAUAAUGCCGGACAAGGAGAUGGAGACAUUGAUUAUCGAGAUAUUCAGCAAAUACUCGUCUCCGUGGCGUAAAUGCGCGCGAAUGACAUACUGGAUGACCAAAUUCAGAAACGCCAACCCCUUCCCAAUGCCCGACCCCUUACCGAACGACGCGCUCGAGUUGGCGCUGUUGGCCAUCAAACGCAUGUGUAUUGACGUCCAGACGAAGAUCAGUGUCCUAUCGGUCAGUGAUGUGAUAUUCGUUGAACAGACGGCUCAAGUGGAGAGUUCGCUGGACAAGACAUGGAUAGUCUCGGGUCAGUCGCCCACACAGAGGGAGAUCGUGUGGGAGCUGUUGGACGGGGAGACGGUGUACGUGGAGGGGCCCUUCAAAGUGUGGCUGCGAAUGGUUUCCAUCACUUACUUCAUACUUCGCGCCAAUAAUCCAAAUCCGGUCUAUAAUAGAGACGACGAUCUGCUCGAUAACGACGAACUCAACGACGUGUCGUCCAUUCCGUUGUCGACGUUCGGGAAGGAAGACAAGAGUGAGUCGUUGUCGCCAAUGAAGAACAUCCACAUCCAAGACGAUGGCAAAGUGCUGGCCGUCUGCGCGACCGGCACUUCCAGUCGCGACUCACUCUUGUCGUGGAUUCGCUUACUUCAGGCCACGAAUCCUAAGCUAAAGACACUUCCCGUCGUGUUUACGCUGAAGGGAACGGCGACUGACAUACAGACGACCAGUGAUGGCGGUGGCGGUGAUCAGCCGUCGGACACGCAAAGUGCGGUCCAAACGACAUAAUGAUUAGGAAAUUGAAUAAAUAGUUUACAAAUUAUUUCGUUAAUAAUUUAAAUUAAAUAUAAGUUUUAUUAACAUUUUGUUUGCAUUUCGUGUGAUUUGUAUUUACAAUAGACUUUAGAGUUCGU